Molecule: messenger RNA, 2466 nt
Organism: Juglans regia (Persian walnut)
Lineage: Eukaryota; Viridiplantae; Streptophyta; Magnoliopsida; Fagales; Juglandaceae
Product: U-box domain-containing protein 34-like
Exons: 10
Coding region: 37-2307 (756 amino acids)
Biological process (GO): protein phosphorylation; protein ubiquitination
Molecular function (GO): ATP binding; protein kinase activity; ubiquitin-protein transferase activity
Source: RefSeq, a predicted model, not a curated record
CCAAUUGCUCCCUAUUGUUUUGCGUCUCCGGCGGCGAUGACGUCAGUGGCAGUUGCAGUGAACGGUGGCUCCGGCGGAGGAAGAGGCAGGGGAAGCAGACGAGCUGUUCGGUGGGCGGUUAAGAAUCUCAUGCCCAAAGCAGAUCGCUUCGUCUUAGUCCAUGUUAUGCCCAAAAUAACUGCAAUCCCGACUCCGUCAGGAGAGCAUAUUCCUGUGGAAGAACUGGCUGAAAAUGUGGUGGAGAUGUACAUGGAGGAUGUGAAACUAAAGUUUGAAGAAAUCUUUGUCCCAUUUCAGGAACUAUGCAAGACAAGAAAGGUGGAAACUUUGCUUCUGGAGGAUAAUGAUCCAGCAACUGCACUUCUUAGAUAUGUAUCUGAGUCAGGAAUUAAGAGUUUAGUAUUGGGCUCUUGCUCCUUAAAUUUUGUUAUGAGGAAGCUAAAGGGACCAGGAGUACCAACCACUGUUCUGAGAGGUGUUGCUGGCAUUUGCGAUAUUUAUAUUGUAUCUAGAGACAAUAUAGUUACAAAACCAGCUGGUUCCUCAUCCACUGGUGAUUAUGGGGAAGUUUCCGGUGACAAUACUGAACAAAUAUCUGGGCUUCAUUCUCCCCAUGUAGAACCCAAGGUUCAAAAAAGCUUCGGAGCAUCAUCAAUAUCACAGCUUAGUUACCUAAAUUCUCAGAUAUUAACAAAUAUGGAUUCUUCUGCAAAUGCGGAUUCUUCUGAAAAUUCCAUUUUAGAUCAGGAAAGGAAUCAUCGCAACUUUGGAGGCGACAUUGAAACUAUCAAGCUCUGCAAUUCCUUCUGCUCUACAAUAUCUGGGCAGUCAGAUAUGCAAGCUGCUGAAGUAGAACAACUGCAACUGGAAAUUCAGAAUACUGUUGCCCUGUACAAACGAGCCUGUGAAGAGCUGGUUCAUGCUCAAAACAAUGUUGAGUUAGUUUCUUCUGAAUGCCUUGAAGAGGCUAGAAGAGUGAAUGCUGGUCUAGAAAGAGAAGAAGCUCUUAGAAAAAUUGCUGCUGAAGAUAAAGCCAAGUAUUUGGAAGCUAUAAAGGAGGUUCAGGAGGCAAAAAAGGUGCUUGCUAAAGAGGCUAAUGAAAGGAAGAUGGCUGAACUGAAUGCCCUCAAGGCUUCCUUGGGGAAACAGACAAUUGUUGAUGCACUAUUCUCUGGAGACUUGAGGUACAGAAGGUAUACUAGGGAUGAAAUAGAGGCAGCAACCGAAUUCUUCUCUGAGAGUAAUGUGAUUGGUGAAGGUGGGUAUGGGAAAGUUUACAAGUGCAGUCUUGAUCACACUCCAGUAGCUGUGAAGGUUCUAAGUCAUGAUGCAACUGGCAAGAAAGAGGAGUUUCUCAAAGAGGUUGAAGUUCUAAGCCAGCUGCGCCAUCCCAACGUGGUUUUGUUGCUUGGAGCCUGUCCUGAGAGUGGUUGUCUGGUCUAUGAAUACUUGGAAAAUGGAAGCUUGGAGGAAUAUAUUUUCCAUCAAAAUGGGAAAGCACCACUUCCUUGGUUCGUUCGGUUCCAGAUAGUUUUUGAAGUAGCUUGUGGACUUGCAUUCUUACAUAACUCAAAGCCAGAUCCAAUUGUCCAUCGAGAUCUGAAACCGGGUAAUAUCUUGUUAGACCGAAAUAAUGUGAGCAAAAUUGGAGAUGUUGGGCUUGCUAAAAUUAUUUCUGAUGUUGUGCCUGACGACAUCACGGAGUACAGAGAAUCAAUCCUUGCUGGUACACUCUGCUACAUGGACCCAGAAUAUCUUAGAACUGGCACCAUCCGACCCAAGUCAGAUUUAUAUGCUUUUGCGGUCAUAACCUUCCAGUUGUUAACAGGCCGCCAACCAAAUGGCCUACCAUCGAUUAUUGAAAAUGCCAUUACAAACGGCUCCCUUCCUGACAUCCUAGAUAAGUCAGUCAGAGAUUGGCCAUUGGCUGAAACAGAGGAAUUAGCUCAAAUUGCACUGAGGUGUUCCAAACUCAGAUGCAGGGAUAGACCAGAUCUUGACACCGAAGUUCUGCCGGUCCUCAAAAGAGUUAGUGAAGUUGCAAAAGCAAGUUUGAGAAUAGAAAGAGAGAAUAUUUAUGCACCAAAGCACUACUUCUGCCCAAUCCUACAGGAAAUCAUGGAUGACCCACACAUUGCUGCUGAUGGUUUUACUUAUGAGCACGAAGCAAUUAAGGCAUGGCUCAAGAAACAUAAUGUAUCCCCUGUGACAAGACUCAGACUCCACCAUUUUACUUUAACUCCAAACCACACUCUACAUUAUGCCAUCCAGGAGUGGAGAUCACGUGUGACAUUUUCACAUGCCUAGAAGUGGGUGGGGGAUCUAGGUUGAGAAAUUACUUGGGGCUAGUUUGGGUAGUCGAGUACUAUCUAUUACUAUUUAUUAUUUUAUUAUUAUUUUUUAUUAUUAUUCACAGAAGAGAAAUAAUUCAUGUAAAAAAGUAGAUCUCACCUUUAAAAAGUGUAA